GAGAAAAAUUAAUUACGGAGUGUAUAUAUAUAUAUCCAAAAUGGAAGUAAUCCAAACGUUUUAGUGAUAUAUCAAGCCCCAAAUUCCUUUGACCGCUAUCUCCGUGAUAUACACACGAUUAUAGAGGGCAGGUCAUUCAUUCACAACACCCCAAGCUGAUCUUUCUUCCUACUUUCUAGUUUUCUGUUACAUACUACUCCGUAAUACAUACUCCCUCUAAUCUUUGAACUUUUCAACCAAAACAUGGUGGGGAUGAUGAAGAAGUGGAGACCAUGGCCUCCUCUGUCAUCCAAGAAAUUUGAGGCCAAGAUUGUUGUUCACUGCGUAAAGGGUCCUAGAAUCUCACUCGAAUCUGCUGAAAAAUUGGCGGUUGAGAUCAAUUGGAAAGGGUCAGCAAAGAUCAACCCUUUGAGUUCCCUGAAGAGGAGGAGUGUGAGGAGGAAUUUGACAAAGGAGGAGUCUUUGAGGGAAAGAGACGACGGUGACGAUGAUGGGGUUGCUGUUCGGUGGGAUGAGGAAUUUCUUUGCGUCUGCAAUUUCUCAGGUCACAAGGGUUCUGGAUUUCUUCCAUGGGAGGUUGCUUUUACUCUCUUCAAUGGCUUGAGCAUGGGACUGUCAGCCAAGAUGCCCGCUAUCGCCACUGCAUCAUUGAACCUUGCAGAGUAUGUCUCAUUUGCGAAGGAGAAAGACAUCAAAAUUACCAUUCCUCUGGAAGUCUCUAGCCCGCAGUGUAUUUCCAACCGUCCUGUACUUUGUCUGUCCUUAAACCUCAUGGAAUUGAAAAACAAUAAUGAAACAGUGCAAAAAGCCAUCACAUCCCCGACACGUGGAGAAAUCCUACUUGAUGGCAAAAACCCUGCAGCUUCUCCUUUGCGAGCUGGUCUCGAAAAGGUUAAAUUUUUUACUGGAUUGUCCCCUCGGGAUCACAAGAAGGUUGGACAUGAAGAAGAGGGGAGUCCAGUUAGAAGCGAGAGCACAGAAUAUAACUACCCUUUUGACAUGGACUCUUUUGGUGAUUCUGAAGAAGGGGGCGAGUCUGAGGAAGGUAUAAGAGUGGAUAAUAAUUUCAAUUAUGAAGCAUUGGCUUAUGCGAACCAUGUUGGAGGAUCAUAUUAUUCCAAUACAAGUGGAAGUGAAGAUGAGGACUGGAUAUACUUCAGCAAUCGGGAAUCAGAUACAACUAUAAGAAGAUCAGUAGUUGAUGAGUCUUUGGGGCGGGGGUCAAAGCGGAGGAUUCUUCCCUGGGGAAAGAGGAGAUUGAGCUUUAGAUCUGGUAAGAGCAAGGGAGAGCCACUGUUGAAGAAACAUUAUGGAGAGGAAGGUGGUGAUGAUAUUGAUUUUGAUCGCCGCCAGCUUAGUUCCUCGGAUGAGUCAUCCUCUCCCACUCAUCGGAAUACAGAAAAGGACUCAAAUGAAAACCAAUCUCCCAUCUCUGAAUUCGGAGACGACAAUUUUGCUGUGGGAAGCUGGGAAUUGAAAGAGAUUAUUAGCCGUGAUGGGCAAAUGAAACUGAAAACUGAAGUAUUCUUUGCUUCCAUUGAUCAACGUGAUGAACAAGCAGCGGGGGAAAGUGCCUGUGCAGCCCUAGUUGCCGUGAUCGCCGAUUGGUUCCAUUCCAACUCGAAAGAUAUGCCUGUGAAGUCCCAACUCGACACUCUCAUCCGCGAAGGUUCGCUUGAGUGGAGGAAGAUGUGUGAAGAGGAGAGCUAUAGGGAGCGUUUCCCCGACAAGCAUUUUGAUCUCGAAACGGUCCUACAAGCCGAAGUCCGCCGACUUUCAAUAUUCCCAGAAAAGUCUUUUGUUGGAUUUUUUCACCCAGAAGGGAUGGAAGACGAAGGGUUUGAUUUCCUUAAGGGUGCCAUGUCAUUUGACAGCAUUUGGGAUGAGGUAGAGAAAGGUGGGGCAGAAGACUCUUUGGUCUACAUUGUGAGUUGGAAUGACCAUUUUUUUGUGCUUAAGGUAGAAAAAGAUGCGUAUUACAUCAUCGACACGUUAGGUGAGCGCCUUUAUGAGGGUUGCAAUAAAGCCUUCAUCCUCAAAUUUGACCGAGACACAACAAUAUCUCGGUUGACUGAACUGCCUGUGGAUAAAGCCGUUGACUCUGAGAAAAGGGAGGAAGGAAGGAAGCAAGAAACUGUUGUCUGUACAGGAAACGAGGCUUGCAAAGAGUAUAUUAAGAGUUUCUUGGCGGCGAUUCCCAUUAGGGAAUUACAAGUGGAUGUGAAGAAAGGGUUGAUGGCAUCCACACUUCUUCAUCAACGGCUUCAAAUCGAGUUCCAUUAUACGAAGAGUUUUGACAGAUUGAUGGUGUUACCUUCAGUGGAGGAGCUUACUGCUAAUCAUAAUCAUAAUGCUAAUAAUAAUCCUUCAGAAGCACAGCCAGUUUUAGAAGAGUAAAGUGCUUAUAAGAAAUAAGAGUAUAUAUCCUAACCUCAUCCUACAUCUUCCCUUCGUUUGUGAUUGUGCAGUAUGUCCAUGUUUAGGUUUAAUAUCUGCUUUGCUAAAGGGCAAGUUCUUUUUUCUUUCGAUUUCAGUGGCACUUUUUUGCCCCUUUAAUAGGAUGAGCAUGUAAAUGA
Cuscuta europaea is the source of this 2576-nucleotide messenger RNA. NCBI's taxonomy places the organism in Eukaryota, Viridiplantae, Streptophyta, Magnoliopsida, Solanales, Convolvulaceae. The record is from the annotation of a GenBank genome assembly.